AACUGUCAAAAUUUGAAAGAGAAGAAGAAACGUAGGAACAAACAAAGUAACGCAUUAAUUUUAGUAGGAUCAUUCACAGUACAGGCUGCCCGCAGUCGUGUAAAGGUCAGUAAUCUGGAAAUCUCGUCUUAUCAAGGUCGAGGCGUGCGGGUAAUCGAGAAAUUUGCUGUCAUGGCUGAGGUGCAGAUUCGUCUUUAUCAGGAGGAAGAUCAUGAAGAAGUAAAGGAGGUUUUUACUCUCGGGAUGAGCGAGCACAUCCCAUCGUCCUGCAUGCACGUUCUCAAACAGCCCCUAGCGCAGAUGUUUCUGGGAUGUGUGUUUUGCGCUUUACUGACCAGCUCAAUGUCCAUUCUGUUACCUGUGUUAGCGGUCACGCUGCUUUUGGCUGCAGGCAGGCAGAGUGUGAGUUAUAUGUUCACUAAGUACAUCCAGACCUGCCUUGAGCAAGAUCUCAGACACAUUCAGCAGACCUACAUGGAUCCACCUAACGCCUGCUUCUGGGUGGCUGAGAGCCAGGGCCGUGUCGUGGGUACAGUAGCAUGUCUGCCUGCCGAGAAAGACCAGAACUUCCUGGAACUGAAGCGGAUGUCAGUUAAGAAGACUCACCGUGGACAAGGCAUCGCCAAAGCGCUCUGCCGCACAGUCGCUGACUUCGCUCGUGAGCGUGGUUUUCGAGGAGUACUGCUUCACACGUCGGUGGUCCAGACAGAUGCACAGAAGCUUUAUGAGCACAUGGGCUACCAGAAGAUCAGCGAAUUUAGUGCUCCGGAUGCAAUUGCCAAGCUGACUAACUUCAGACUGAUGGAGUACCAGCUCAUCCUCAAACAGCAUUGCAACUGAGAUUGAGAUGUCCAUCUAAUGAAGCACACCACUAUCAUCAUUUGUCUGUUUCUUCUUCAAAUCAUCAACCUUUAUAAAAAGGGGAACUUUUCUUUUAUAAGAAAUUGUUCAUUAAAAAAAAAAAAGAAAAAAAAGGCUGAUUUGGGAUUGUUCAUCCAUAACAGAAAAUUCAGUAAUCAUUUACUUACCAUUUGCAUGUCAUUCCAAACCUGUAUCUCUUUUGUUUAUCUUAUAACCCUCUUUGAUUUCAUGAAAGAUUUCAUUAUUUGGUUUUGGAGAUUGACCAAAGUUGUAUGGAUUUGGAAAUACAUGAUGGUGAGUAAAUGAUGACAGAAUAUACAUUUCUGGGUAAAUGAUCCAUUUAAAAACCUCGAAUAAAAGGUCCAGAUCUUGUCCUGUCAGAAUUUUCAUCUCACCACUUAAACCAGAAGCAUUUCUGUAGUCUGUAGCCCUUGAGAUUAUGUUGGUUCAGAACAUUUCUAUUUAUUUAUUAAUAGCCUGUCCAUUUCUAUGUCUCUGAAAAACAGUUGAUUCCUGUAAGUAUUUGCAUUUUGUCGAUGAGAGGCAUGAGAUGUAAAUUCUUAGAAAUUUUCAUAUGGUGUUACAUUUCCACCUCCGGGGCAUUGAAGUUGAUUACAAUGGCAGUGAGAAUGUGAAAAUGACUAAUCGAUAUUAUUAGUUUAAGCUUAUUAGCAAAAUAACAGAAUCAUCAUCACUAAUUUUACUAUGUAGAUGAUUAUUUUCCAUUCUCUGUUUUUAAUUUAGGAAAGAAUGUAAAAUGUGAUUGUCCUGUGAUUGAAUGUUUUAAUAACUCUAAUAAUGAAUAAUCUGGAUUCAGUAUUUGAUAGCACCUGGAUAAAGUUGUUUGUUCUAAUAAAUCCAAAUGUUUUUUCUUGUAAUAACUUAAAUACAUAAAAACUUUUUUGAAUGAA
Messenger RNA from Carassius gibelio (silver crucian carp), 1772 nucleotides. RefSeq names its product N-acetyltransferase 8 (gene nat8). The record is from RefSeq and is a predicted model, not a curated record. The transcript has 3 exons. The coding region runs from base 172 to 840 and encodes 222 amino acids. Lineage: Eukaryota; Metazoa; Chordata; Actinopteri; Cypriniformes; Cyprinidae. Gene Ontology annotation, molecular function: N-acetyltransferase activity.